CGAAGAACUGAACUCUGCAGUUUGAAUUUUCCGAUCAUAUUCCCAGUCUCCGAUCGAUUUGCCCUUAUUGUUAAUUUUUUCGUCGAUGGAUCCUCACCGGACGUCUCUCAAUCCAAACAAGCACCUCAAAGAACAAUUCGUGAGCAAUCUGACUGGAUCUUCCAUGCUCGAAAUCGCCGCUCUCUUGACCACUGUUCCGAUUCUAGUACUUUUGCGGCAGUCUAUCAGCUCAUUUCACGUCAGUGGUGCUAGAGAUACGCCGUCCGAGAAGAAAGAUAAUCCAGUUGUUGCCCCUAGGAAUUUCAGCGCUUACUUCACUGCACUAACGUUGGAUUUUCUCUCCAUUGUUCUUCCUAUGCUUUUAUUUUUCACUGUUUUAGCAGAAUGGACAUAUGUAUGGACAAUUUUGUUAGCAUUUUUGCUGAUUUUCUGUGUCGCAUCCAAAAGAUCUAUUUCUUCUUCUUCUCCUUCCAUAGAAGGAGGACUGCGCCCAUUUAAUACAAGCAUAUCAUCCUACAGGGUUGCCAUGAUGCUUGUGACAUGUUUGUGUAUUUUGGCUGUUGACUUCAGAAUAUUUCCUAGAAAAUAUGCUAAGACUGAGACUUAUGGUACUAGCUUGAUGGAUCUUGGGGUCGGUUCCUUUGUUUUAGCAAAUGCAAUAGUUUCAAGGCAAGCACGAAAUGUCUCAUCAAUGAAUUGGAAGAUGGCAAUUAAAUCAACAAGUCCGUUGCUAGUGUUAGGGUUUGGUCGGCUUGUUUCAACUGCAAGUGUGGACUAUCAGGUCCAUGUUGGGGAAUACGGAGUGCAUUGGAACUUCUUUUUUACACUUGCUGGUGUUUCUAUACUUUCAUCCAUAAUUAAUGUUUCCCCCAAAUAUUCUGGACUUCUUGGUUCAGUAAUUUUAUUAGGUUACCAAAGUUGGUUGAUGAAUGGGCUAAAUGUCUAUCUUCUUUCCAAUGAAAGGGGAAUGGAUGUUAUAAGCAGAAACAAGGAGGGGGUAUUUAGCAUAUUUGGAUACUGGGGUAUGUAUCUUCUGGGUGUCCAGGUGGGCUACUCUCUCUUUUUUGGUAAUCGCUCUGCUAUCAAGAGAAGUAAGAAGGGGAUAACGACUAGCGUCUGGCUGCUUUCUAUUUUCUUUUGGUCAUUAACAUUGUUCCUCGAAAGGCAUUUCGAAAGAGUUUCACGUAGAAUGUGCAACCUGGCUUAUGUCACUUGGGUUUUGGCUCAAAAUUUACAGCUAUUAGCAAUACUUUUGCUUUCUGAUUAUGUCCCUGGGAGUAAAAUGUUGAUUCUUGAGAAAGCCUUUGACCAGAAUUUACUGGUUUCAUUCCUGCUGGCAAAUGUCCUAACAGGGCUGGUAAAUUUGUCUGUGGAUACUCUGUUUGCAUCUCCACUCUCAGCCCUAUCAAUCUUGAUUGUCUAUGCUUUCACUUUGACUGUCUUCCUUGGAAUUAUAAAUUUUUAUGGAAUUAGGUUCAAAUUUUGGUAGGUGUAUAUUUCUUUGUGUAAAAUAUUCAUGAAAGCAAUGUUUUUUUUCGAAAUAUUAGGUUUUGUUUUACCAAUUUUGGUGGAACUUUGAUGUGCUAUUCACACAUUGACAACUAAUCUUUUUGAACUGUACUGAAUAGGAGUUCCCAAGCACAAUGUAUCAUGUGUGUUAUACUGGACUACUGCCAAGAACAUAUUCUGCAUUGCAUGAGCUUCAAUUAGGUUCUUAUGGCACCCUGGGCAUAAAUAUCAACAUUCACAUGCACAUGCACAUGCAUAUUGUGAUAUUUUUCGGGUAUGCCAAUUGUGCUAAUCAUUGAUCAACACUGUUCAUAAUCCGCAAGACAACAACUCAUUAUGAUGCAUAAGUCGCUUUCGCAUUGUAGAUUGUACUUAGUUUUGGUACAUCACAAAAGAACAGUACAAGAGAGGAAACUUUAGGAACUUGUUAGCCAAUUAGUGCAAGCGGGGGAAAGGGUGAAGAAUGUGAUUGAGUUAGAAUGUGGAUGAUUGCUGAUAUGAACUUUUGAAGGACGAAGCUGACAGUCACAUGGAUUUUCCUGCAAAUGAAUUACCUUACAAGUUGGGCCAUGGUCCAAAUAUCGACCUUCCCUCCAUCGGUCCUCAUCCCUAGAUAAGGUAACAGUUCGCUCUAUUUGUUCUCUUCCUUUCAUGAUAUCCUCUUUCUCUGUUAUUCUCGUGUAUGUGGCACGUAAAUAUACCAGCUUGCAAUGUACCGUGCGGUGUGCAUUGCUAUAUGUUAUAUACCCAUUUUUAAUGUAUCGUAUGCUUGAUGAAUAAACAAAUUAGCCUAUUUGUUCCAUGAUUUCUUUGGCGUGGUUGUGAUCCUAGCACCACCUUCCUGUAUCAGUCUUAUUUUCUUUACCCUGUUGUUUGUUUUAAGCUGAGUUUCUAUUGCUUUUCUGUUUUGAGGGUAAGAUGCUGGCUAUAGAGAACUUUGUAAUGCUCUCUGAUACGUAUGCAAUGAAAGUUCAGUUAA
Messenger RNA from Rubroshorea leprosula, 2488 nucleotides. The record is from the annotation of a GenBank genome assembly. Lineage: Eukaryota; Viridiplantae; Streptophyta; Magnoliopsida; Malvales; Dipterocarpaceae.